AUGAGUCAUCAUCCAACACCUGCUACAUCAGUUAAAUUAGUAUUACUAGGAGAAGCAGCAGUUGGAAAAUCAUCAUUAGUUUUAAGAUUUGUAUCAAAUGAUUUUCAAGAAAAUAAAGAACCAACAAUAGGAGCAGCAUUUUUAACUCAAAAAUGUACUAUAGGAGAUAAAACAAUAAAAUAUGAAAUAUGGGAUACUGCAGGACAAGAAAGAUUUGCUUCAUUAGCUCCAAUGUAUUAUAGAAAUGCUCAAGCUGCUGUUGUUGUUUAUGAUAUUACAAAACCUGCUUCUUUUAUAAAAGCAAGACAUUGGGUUAAAGAAUUACAUGAACAAGCAAAUAAAGAUAUAACGAUUGCAUUAGUUGGUAAUAAAUAUGAUUUAGUUGAAGAUGAAUCAACUGAAGAAAACACUAAUGAAGAAGAAUCAAUUAGAAAAGUUAGUUUUGAAGAAGGACAAUCUUUAGCAAAUGAAGAAAAUUUAUUAUUUUUUGAAACAAGUGCAAAAACUUCUUAUAAUGUAAAUGAAGUAUUUAUUGGUAUAGGUGAAAAAAUACCUGAUAAUUCAAAUAAUUCAAAUAAUAAUAAAAAUUUAAAUUCUGAUAUAAAUGAUAAUAGAAUUGAUUUAAGUUCAGAUGGUAAUAAUAGUAGGAAACAAGGUUGUUGUUAA
Messenger RNA from Lodderomyces pseudojiufengensis, 666 nucleotides. RefSeq names its product Rab family GTPase (gene VPS21). The coding region runs from base 1 to 666 and encodes 221 amino acids. The record is from RefSeq and is a predicted model, not a curated record. Gene Ontology annotation, molecular function: GTPase activity; GTP binding. The transcript has a single exon. NCBI's taxonomy places the organism in Eukaryota, Fungi, Ascomycota, Pichiomycetes, Serinales, Debaryomycetaceae.